Molecule: messenger RNA, 2637 nt
Organism: Toxorhynchites rutilus septentrionalis
Lineage: Eukaryota; Metazoa; Arthropoda; Insecta; Diptera; Culicidae
Product: igLON family member 5
Exons: 10
Coding region: 16-1530 (504 amino acids)
Biological process (GO): synapse organization; homophilic cell-cell adhesion
Cellular component (GO): plasma membrane; axon; neuronal cell body
Molecular function (GO): axon guidance receptor activity
Source: RefSeq, a predicted model, not a curated record
GCUGUAGUGCCACCCAUGGCAUCUCCUCAUCCAGCGGGCAGCAGUAGUAUAUCGAAGGAACGAAAUGGCGCUACGGUGGAAGACGAUGACUAUAUCUACGACGACGAGGACGAACCGUCCAAAGAAAACGGGGACAAUGAGAUCAACUAUAUGAGGCCCAACUCGAAGCUUCAACUGCUGACCAAAAAUCAUACGCUCGAGGCGGAUGUGGGCCAAAUGGUCGUACUGCCCUGUCAUUUGCAGAAUGUAGAGGAGAACACAAUUGUGAUGUGGCACAACACAUCGAAUCUGCUGUUCAUGAAAAACAACACUUACACCAAUGACCCCCGGUUGACGUUCGCACAGAACUACUCCCUGCUGAUCAAAAACGUGCAAAUUAGCGACGAUUCGAUUUACAAGUGCACCGUACUGCCAAUCCAAGCGUCCGCCUUCAUCACACUGAAAGUCAAAAGCCAACCACACAGCGUCCGGAUUACCCACGGAAACGCUGACUACACCAACCGAGAUCUGGAGAUCCAGCAACGCGAUCGCAAGUUCAUUAUCCACUGCCGAGCACUGGGAUACCCAACGCCAUCCGUUACCUGGUCGUUCCGAGGCAAACAUUUGGACGACAACUAUGCGAAGCACACGGGAAUCAACAUUCGCAAGGAGUUCCUCGAGAUUCACGAUGUCAAGGCUCAUCACGCGGGAGAUUAUGAAUGUUUGGCCCAGAAUGGUAUCGGAGAGCCCGUGAGUGCCGUCGUGAAUGUGCAGAUCAAGUCCAAUGCAACGAAGAUCGGAUUAAAUGAAGACGCUAGCACUACCCCGGUUCCAGAGGACAUAGAAGCAAGCCCCUCAGUUGUCAAACACGUGGAUUAUCUCAACACGGCUAUCGGUGAGAACGCCGAGCUGAUGUGUCUGUACCACAGUAAUCCGGAAGCGCGCAAGGUUCAGUGGUUCCGAGGAGAGGAACAACUGCGCAACAGCGCCAAGUUUGCCAUCGUUGAAGACCGCCACAAUCACCAUCAACGCACCAGACUGACGGUUAGGAACAUCGAACAGCGCGAUCUGGAGGCGUACUUCUGCAAGGUCGAGAACGCUUUGGGUGAAUCCACGGCAAAGACAAUACUGGGUCUGCUUCCAGGAUCUGCUCAUCUGAUUCACUCGAACUACUCGGAUGGACUGCUCCAUACCGUGUGGAGGGUGCGAAGUGCUCAACCUCUGUCCGAUCUACAGAUUUUGUACAAGGGCGAAAACACCAAGUAUACAGUAAUUGAUGCCACCAUUUCCGAACAAAAUAAGGAAGAAUCCGGAGAUGUCUGGAACAUCAAACGCUCGAUCCGGCUGCCGGAAGGUGAAUGGUUCAUAACUGCCCGUGCCAAAAAUACCGAAGGCUGGUCCUACUCGGAAACCGUUCCGAUCCACUUUCAAAUCCCCAGUGAAGUUUCGCUGGAAACGCAGAGUCUCAGCGGAAGUGGCUCCAGCCGCCUCCACUCGCUAAGCUUAGGUUUCUGCUUGCUGCUAUUCUCGCUAGUUUGCAGGCUGUUGUAAGGAGCGUGAGUGUGCGCACUAAUUUAAUUAAUUGUAGCUUCACCACUUUUUGAACGAAUGCAUAUGUUUUGAAAGUAUUUAUUGAACGACUUAUCCGAAAGUUGUGAGGCUAGCAUUUUAUUGGGGGGAAAAUGCAAAUUUAGUUUAGCGGUAUGGUUAAAUCAGUAACAACAGGAAGAUGCCUUGUAAUGUUUCACCAAAAAAUAUGUAGAAACUGAACGUAUUAUUAUAAAUAUUACACUUUAUCCGGUUUGAAAUCUCCUAAACUUUCACCGGAAUACAAAAUUACGGAUCGAACAUGAAUUGAACAGAGAUUGAAGAAGUGGUAACUCGUCAGCACAGAAAGAACCAAAUAAAACGCUUAAUGUAUAAUUUUAUGUUGAAAUUUCUGUUAUUAUUUACCGUAGUAUUUAGUAGAGAUUUUCUCAAAUUCCAUCUCCUUACUGUUUUCCUAUUUUGCUUUUCGUUAAAUUGUCUAUUUUAUAAUACAUUACUGUUUCCCUAUCGAAUUCGAUUUCUCUAAACGAUUUCUAAACAUUGCUUUUAACACAUCUCACUGUAAAUUAAUCCAUUGUUUAAGCUGUAUCCAUAUAGUUUCGAUGAACAAUUUCCAUCAUUGUGUAUAAUAAUAUAUAAAACUUCUAGAAUAUGUUAUCAUAUAAUUCGUAUUAAGUAGUAGCUCCCCCGGAAUCACCGGGGAGAAUCGAUAGAGAAUACUUAAAUAAUGUAAUCGGGCCCUUAUCAACAGACAAUGAAUUUCACCUGUAAGAAGUAAUAGUUUUAUGUUAGAGUAGCAAGUAGAGAGAACACACAAGCGAUACAUAACAGCAGAAGAGGCGUUUCGUGAUGGGAGAACGAGAUGUUCGUUCGAAAGUAGGCCAUAUACCCAUGUAAUCAAAAGAUAUCUCUCUUAACACACUUUAUCCAAAAUACGCGAAUCGGUCAGAUCGAUUAUUCAAAAGGUGGAAAACGUAGAAACGAUUAAAAAUUAAAUGGAAGAGAUCUAUUUAACUACAUAUUAGUCAUGUUAGUUUGAAAUGAAAUGAUGGAGUCCAAUCGGAAUCAAAUGACAAACAUGCUACAAAUAAAUGUAGAGAUGUGGACAAA